Molecule: messenger RNA, 1983 nt
Organism: Saccostrea cuccullata (small rock oyster)
Lineage: Eukaryota; Metazoa; Mollusca; Bivalvia; Ostreida; Ostreidae
Exons: 5
Coding region: 188-1165 (325 amino acids)
Source: RefSeq, a predicted model, not a curated record
UAUCCCCAGUGCAAUUCCAUAAAUAUUACAACAGAGGAGUAUGCUGGAGUUGUACAGUAGCUUCCCUUUGCUGUAUCAUCGAUCAUCUCUCUGAGGAGUGAAGCCAUGUGUUGCAACAGACUUUAUUUGUUGUACUGCUGAAGCUGACACAGUAACCCAAGAAGCUCUACAAUAACAAUCUGAUGCUAUGAUGAGGGAAGCUACAGACAUCGCGGCUGACUGUGUACCUCCUAACAUUGACACAGGAAUACAGAAUAACACAGCAACCAGCAGUCAGUCUUUGUCAUCAGGUCGUAAACCUCCAACAAACGCCGAGAAGAAAAACCCUCUCCUGAGUAACGCAGCUCAGAGCGUCCUGGCCAUGGGGUACAUGCCUAGAAUCGUCAAGAUGGCAGUCGAUAAAGUACUGCAGGCUAAAGGCUGGGAUGGCAUGUCAGGAUCAAACAUUGCUAACAUCAUUUUCGACAUGGAAGAGUCUGGUAAAAUCGACAGAGAAAAUUCCAUGGUUCCUAAAGUUUUAUCGGACAGUUCCUGGAAGAAAAUCAACGACAGAGUCCCAGAUGAUAUAAAGGAGCUUACUCAGAGAAACAGUGAAAUGCGAGAGAGGACCAUGUGUAUUCUGUGUUGUGAGGAGAGGGUGUCCAUUGUUUUUUUACCCUGUGGGCACCUGGUCAGUUGUGCCCAGUGUUCACCCGCUUUAAAAAAACUGCCCAGUGUGCCGAGAAUCUAUCAAAGGGACGGUCCGAGUGUCAUUUGCAUGAGUUGGUCAAACAAAAUGGAAAAUAAUCACAAAAAAAUAAAACAACUCAGAAAAUUUAUCUAUACAAUUCAAAUAGAAAAAAGAAAAAAAAAUAAUGUAUACAUAUAUGUUGCAAUAAUUGUCGUUAAAUUAUUAGAUGGUAAUUUUAAUUGGAAUUUCAGCUUCUUUCUUAGGAAGGGGGGUUUACAUUUUUCUCCUCUAUUAAUUUUUCUUUUCUGGAAUUCAACUUUAAGAUAUUUUAUGUCAUAUAUGUUUUCUGCCAAAAAUUGCUUUUUUAAAAAUAUUUGUUUAAAAUUAUUUGAGGAAAAUGGUGUUUUAUUUAAAAUUUACCUGGUAUUUGAAACUAAGAAAAGCAACACUGAUGAGGAUUCAAUAUCCGAAAUAUGUAUAUAUGUCUUAAACUGAUUCAAAUAAGCAAAUGUUUGAUAAAUGCAUAAAUCAUUUUAGAAAGAAGCAUUUGUAUUAAAGGAAAAUUAUUUAAUCAUGUAAUUUUUUGUUUGACCAACGCAUCACUACAGCACAAGGUUUAGGGUUCAUAAUAUGAAACCUUAUCAUUACAAUAGUUUGCUAGAGUGAAUUUUAAUAUUCAUUGUGUAUGAAAAUAUUUGUUUAGAAUUAACCAGAAAUAUUUUACAUUUUAAAUACAUGUGUUCAAUGCUAUACCAUAUGAAUCAAUUGAAUUUUGUUCUUAAAGAAGCAAGUAAAAAAAAAAAUUGGGCGAAGCAAGAAUUUGAAAAGAAACGAAAAACAAAUUUUCAUUUAUGUCUAUAUUCCUGUACAUUAAUAAUUUUUAACGUCAUUUUAAUAGAUCGACUUAGCUAGAUCAAGCACAACUUACAUAUGUGCCUCUUGUAUUUGUAAAGUAAUUUGAGUACUGUACAGCACACAUACACAUAUUUACUACAUGUACAUGCAAUCACAUGUAAUUGUACAAGCAUAGCACUCAUUUCAAACAAUUCAAUAUACAUAUGUAUAUAUAUGACAUACAUGUGUUUAAUUUUUUGUUUAAUAAUAAUUAUUAUACAAGGUACAGAAAUUUGAGAAUUUUAAUUUGGUUUAAAUUCGAAUUCUUUUUGUUGUGUAUUGUGAAAAUCAACACUUCUACAUUUACAUUCAACUUCUGAAAAAAUGAAGAUCUAUUUGUAUAAUUUCUACAUUGAUUUUGGGCAGUUAAUCAGGUUUCAUUUAUUGGAGAUACCAUUUUAUUUUCCUAAAAACAACAA